AUGUGUCUGUACAGAAAGGUAGAGACUACGGGAAGCCACAACUGCUGCUUGCUGUCCAGCGAGGAACCCAGUACAAGAAUACCUAUGAAUGCAAACAGUGCGGUGAAGGCAGCUUCGUCUUGUAAUAACUGUCCCCUCACCCCCAAACAACAAUGGGAAAUUCUUGAGUCAUACUAUAUUUGCCCCGAUGGCCCGAGAGGGACAGGUGAGGGCCUCGGGGCGGCGGUUGCGCUAGCAGGCGCUCCACACAUUCCAGACACGAGCUCGAUGCCACUUCUUUCUAUGAAAUAUCCAGAGUUAUGCUGUAAAGACAUCAGGAUUUCAUCCACACUGUCCGGGGAGCAAUCAACGUUGUCCAGAAGACCCGUCAGUGGAGUGGGGCCCCGUUGCUCAUCGAAUACUCCACCCCGGAGAAUAAUUUGUCCGAGGACGGCUUAG
Molecule: messenger RNA, 438 nt
Organism: Eimeria necatrix
Lineage: Eukaryota; Apicomplexa; Conoidasida; Eucoccidiorida; Eimeriidae
Exons: 1
Coding region: 1-438 (145 amino acids)
Source: RefSeq, a predicted model, not a curated record